AAAGCUUGCUGAAAUAAAGAAGAAAGCUAUCUUUGCUUGCGCUCUCAAAGAGCUGCUUAGCAUUUGUUGACGAUGCUGCGUGUGUGUGUGUAUUCUGUUUCCUCUCCAUGGUAUUACCGAGGUUGCGCCUAGUAGCAGCAGCAGCAAACAAGCGGCAAAAUGCUGUUAAAUUCUACCUUCGGUCGCACGUUCCUUUUCCUCACAAACCUCGCGUGGAAGAAUCGGGUCGCCCUGCCCGCCCUGAUUAUGGUCGGUUGCAUGGUGCUGAACUAUCGCGGCGAGAUCGAAAUUAACAUCCACACCGAGCGGAUCGCGCUGCACGAUUUGCCACACCGGCAGCAGCAGCAGCAGCUGCAGGGCGGUGGUGGCCCUUUCGGUGACAUUCAGAUCGACGAUCUGGACGGAUCGUACGAGGAGUACGACGUGGACGAUGAUCUGUGGGAUGACUACGAGACAGACGACGACGACAACGAGUACUUUAGCAGCUACGACGAGGAGGAGGACGAUGAGGACGACGAGGACGGCGAGUACGAUGAGGACGAGGACGAGGACGGUGGUGAGCUGGGAGAAAGGAUGCUGAAUGGCACGAUACGGCUGAACUGGUACACGACGGUCAAUAUUCACAAUGCGCGGCGAUAGGGAGGGAUGGGAAUGGGAAGGGAACGGGUCCUGGGGUAAAUGUAUUGAUGUAACUAUUAGCCGUUGUUAUCUAGAGAUAAUUAAUGUGUGGUGUUUUAACUGUGUUGAACAACGGGGGGUGUUAACUCGGUAAAUUUACGUGUGGCCAAGUCAAAUGAUCCAAUGCUAGGCUAAUUAUCCAAUAUAGGGUUCUUUACGAUAGCGCGACGCCAUCAUCAUCUUCAUUAUCAUAUGUGUACAUAUUUUAAGAACUGUUGAGGAUUAACUUUAACAUGCAUACGAAUUAAAGAGCUCUAUCAUCC
Molecule: messenger RNA, 941 nt
Organism: Anopheles merus
Lineage: Eukaryota; Metazoa; Arthropoda; Insecta; Diptera; Culicidae
Product: phosphopantothenoylcysteine decarboxylase subunit VHS3
Exons: 2
Coding region: 160-639 (159 amino acids)
Source: RefSeq, a predicted model, not a curated record